AUGCUAAUUUCCUUAACUUUGAAGAACUCUGACGAAAGCGACUACAUAAUGAAGCGGAGGGAAGGCAUGUGGGGCGGCGGCGCGCAAUGCGUGCAUGCGUCGCUCCCGCGUGGUGCGCGUGCGCAGCCCGCUCCUACGCUCAGUGGCGCCAUCGCUAGCCGCCGCCCGCCCAGACCUACACCUCCCUCACCAACAGUCGUAGCACAGAUUGACUCAUCAGUAGCUUGUUUAUGGUUACUGACCCCAUUGUCCGCCGGCACUGCUGUAGUCGCUAUUAUUAUAGCAGUGACGACCAACAACUGGUUGCACACACAGGAAAAUAUGCUGAGUCCUUCUUUUAAUGGGACGGGGAAGUACGAGCUAGUCGCCAAGCACACCGUUUCAGGACUUUGGCGAAUAUGUCACACAGAGCCUGGUCGUACAGUGUAUCGAUGUCUGGAUAUACCGUAUUUUCCACUUUCGCAAUAUUCGCCUGACCUCAUCGACUCAACAAAUGCAAUACCAUAUGUGGUGACUCGAUCAGCCGCACCGCUGUUGUUAGCCGUUUUAACGCAGGCCGUCGGUGCGCUAUGUUGCGUCUUAGGACAUUGUGUUAAAGGACGUAGAAUUUGUACAUUUAUAGCUGGUGUCCUUUUUAUUAUAUCUGGUCUCAUCAUGCUGACUGGUAUCGUCAUGUACAUAUCUGUGUUCAAAUCUCAAGUGGGUCACAAACUUCGUUAUAUGACAUUUUUUGAUACGCCUCGUAUGUCAUACAGCUAUGGUUACUCAUUUGGAUUAUAUAUAAGCGGUUUCGUAGCAGCGGAACUAGCGGGUACAUCGGCUAUAUUCCUUUUUUUACAAUGGUACCAAAAAGACUGGAUUACGGAAUUGACAGAGAAAGCCAAAGCAGAUUGUCGCGCGUGGGAUCGUGAAUUUGCGUUUUCAGAUUUUAGGGAAAGAGACUCUACUCUAUUAGAAAGACGUAUGAUGAAAAGGGAUACCUAUCCUCCCUCUGGGUCAUCAGCGGCGACUCCAAGAGAACGAAGACGAUUUGUAUUUGAUGGAGACGAAAUGCCUCAUUGCUCAAUACACAAAAAUCGUAGAAUAAAUUUAAGCUCGGCGUCGCUUAAGGAUCUAUCCUCGUCAACGCUUUAUGGAUUUCCAGCGGCGCCAAGACCAACGGCAUGUGACAAUUAUUUUGAAGAAUUCAAAGAAGUUCCUCAAAGUGCGAAUACACUAAGUGGUCUUAGGAGUGCAUCUAUAUUUCAAUCUCAGGCUUCAGUAGCCAGCGGGAGAUUUUUAGAUACAUCAGCAGUCGAACCACCGCCAUCACGGGAAGAAGAAAUGGUGACAUUUGGUGCUGGUGCAAGGACGGUUAUAGAAGAUAAGCCACCACGGCAUGAUCGUGCUGUAGGCACAGAUCCCUAUAGAAGGACUACACCCGUU
Molecule: messenger RNA, 1425 nt
Organism: Brenthis ino (lesser marbled fritillary)
Lineage: Eukaryota; Metazoa; Arthropoda; Insecta; Lepidoptera; Nymphalidae
Source: the annotation of a GenBank genome assembly